Oppia nitens is the source of this 625-nucleotide messenger RNA. RefSeq lists its product as uncharacterized. The transcript is spliced from 2 exons. The record is from RefSeq and is a predicted model, not a curated record. NCBI's taxonomy places the organism in Eukaryota, Metazoa, Arthropoda, Arachnida, Sarcoptiformes, Oppiidae. Bases 128 to 625 code for a protein of 165 amino acids.
UAAAACUAUUGAUAAUUUGGUAAUUCAAUAAUUGGCAAUUGAUUUGUUUGUUUUUGGAUUAUAAUAAAAUUAAACUUAAAAAUAAAAAAUUAAUUGUAAUCUGGAUUUUAUCGCUGACUGACUGAUAAUGUGGUCAAUAUUGUCGUUGCGUUCAAACCUAAGAGGAAGAGUAGGAGGAGGAGGAGUAGGUCGACGACAACUACCGGUACUAUUGAAUACAUUCAAUACGGUUAUGAAAGACAUUGCCGACAUCCAGAAGCUGAUGAUGAUGUCUAGAGGCUGGAAGAGCAGUGCCAACAACAACAACGACAACAACGAUAUCAAUGAAUUGGGUAUCAGUGGUCGGUCAUACGAGUCGUUAAACUAUAUGAAAUCGCGACUAAUUGGACUCCGGAUGACAUUGUUCUUUGCCAUACCGUUUAUGUUGCCGUUUCUGAUAAUCCGUUAUCAUUUGAUGAUUGUGACCACUAAUCGGGAACCCAAUCUUAUUAUUACCGAACAUAUCGCCGAAAUGGACACCACCGAAGACCUGGACAGUAGUCAUGUCAGCGGCGACGGCGGCGCCGAUGAUAAAGAAAUUGACAGAAAAUAUUUCGACAACAUUUACGGUCCGAUUGUUGUCUAA